Ilex paraguariensis (yerba mate) is the source of this 1717-nucleotide messenger RNA. The record is from the annotation of a GenBank genome assembly. Lineage: Eukaryota; Viridiplantae; Streptophyta; Magnoliopsida; Aquifoliales; Aquifoliaceae.
AUAGGUUCCUACUCUCCUCCGAACUGUGAAAAGAAAGGCUUUCUCAGCUGGGAGUAGGGUCUUGCUUGUUGACUGUGGAUAUCAUGGGAAAGCACGGAAAGAAGCAGAAACACAAACACCAACACCAACACCAACACCAACGUAGAGGAAGAGCCUCGUACAUUUCUGAAGAAGAACAAGAACAAGAAUACCCAGUGAGCCUGCCUUCAUCUUUAGCUUCCAAACUCACUCUGUCUGAUAAGGAAAAUGAAUCGGAAGACGAAGGAGAGAAAAUUGAAGAAGAUGAUGAAAGUGAUAAAAACCCAUUAACUAGUGACAUCCCAUCCAAGUUCUUACUCUAUCAACAGUCUGUACAGUCACCGAAAGGAGACAUAAGUUAUUUGCAAAAGUUCUUUUUGAUGUAUGUGGGUGGGAGGGUCCCCCUGCAUCUCCAAGAAGAUUUCUGUGGAACUGCUCUUCUUAGUGCAGAAUGGCUCUGCAGUGACCCAAGACGGACAGCUGUAGGAUUGGACUUGGAUAUUGAGGCACUUGAUUGGUGCAUAGAAAACAAUGUAAACAAAAUUCGAGCUGAUGGGUACUCCAGAUUAUCCCUUUUCCAUGGCAACGUCUUGCAACCUCUAGAGGCCACAUUAGUCAAAUUUGAGUGCCAAGAUCCCAUACCAGAUAUUACACCAAAAGAUAAUGAAGAUGGUAUAGAUGCACUUCCAUUAGAUUCUACUUUACAGGGAAGCCCUAUCACUUUUCCAAAGGUAAAGUUCAUGAAGGACUAUCAAUUGCCUGCAAGAGAUAUUGUAUGUGCUUUUAACUACAGUUGUUGCUGUCUCCAUACUCGUCAAGAGCUGGUUUUAUAUUUCAAGCAUGCGCUUAACGCGUUGAAUAGGAAAGGUGGUAUCUUUGUGAUGGAUCUCUACGGCGGAACAUCAUCUGAGUGUGAGUUAAGGCUGCAGAGAAGAUUUCCUAAUUUCACGUAUGUUUGGGAGCAAGCCGGGUUUGACAUCAUUCAGAGGAAAACGAGAAUUAGCCUCCAUUUUAAUCUCACAAAGCAGCAUAAAAAACUGCGCCAUGCAUUUUCCUACAGUUGGAGACUGUGGUCGUUGCCUGAGGUUAAAGACUGCUUAGAAGAUGCUGGAUUUCGGUCUGUCCACUUCUGGAUUCGACGGAUGCCAGACAGUGAGGAGAUCAGAAGCGUGGAGGGAUUUGGUGAUAGUCGAGACACGAAAUAUGAAGAUGUGGCAAGCUUUCAACAAAGAGAUUCAUGGAAUGCAUACAUUGUUGGUGUUGCAUAGCAACUAAUUUGCCCCAUCCUUGCCAAUUUAUCUUAGAACUACUGAAAUUACCAGCAAAUGAAGAAAUGUAAGUUUCAAAUAUGCUUCAAAUUCAGUAAUCAAAGAGCUUCACUCCUCAACUCUAUGUUUUUUGAAGCCAUCUUUUCCUACACAUUGAUUCUGCAUUCGACAAAUAGGAUUUAACCUUAAGUGCAUCCUAAAGAAGCCUAAGUUGCCACUUAUGGAUCUUCUCGAGUGCUGUUGUAGAAUGUGAUACGGGAACUACUGUUUUUGUCCACUUUUUCAUACCCAAAAUGCAAUUUGUAUUCAUCUCAGAUACACACAUGUUGAAGUUCAGUUGAUUUUGGAACAGCCAUGCAUUAAUCCUUGAGCUUAUGUUCGACACCAGAAACUUUCGAAACACUAUUGUGAUGAAUAGCUGAAUCCGAAUA